Messenger RNA from Symbiodinium sp. CCMP2456, 2886 nucleotides. The record is from the annotation of a GenBank genome assembly. NCBI's taxonomy places the organism in Eukaryota, Dinophyceae, Suessiales, Symbiodiniaceae.
AUGCUUCUCUUUGCUCAAUUCGGCCGUGUCUUGCCCGGGCCACUUCAGGUGGGGCUGUUGCGGGCACUGGUGACGCGGCUCGCAAGGGCUGAACGACCCUACCUCCGCCAGGAGCUGGUCGUGGUCUGCGCUCGCCUCCUCCACGAGGACCUGCAUGGUGCAACCUCAGCCCUUGCAAGCAUUGAGGUGCAAGGUUCCCCUCCUCGGAAUGGCCUGGAGCUGUUGUUGUCUGCGUGGUUGACCUGCGCGCCGGACAUUCGUGCCAAACGGGCGCGAAAUGUGACCCUUUCUGCCAUGUGUCGAUUGCACGAGCAGUGUUUCAAGGAGUCGCCUCUUCGCAACUGUCGUGUCAACGAGGCAGCAUUGCCCGAUCAGUUGCUUCGCGUCCUUAUCACCGGCCUGGAGUUCGAGAAUGAUCGCUGCAAGCGCCUUCGCGAAGCGGAGGCCGAAGCGCUGAAGUCGGAGGACGAGGACGACGACCCAGAUGAUGAGCCGGGGCCAGAAAAGGGCGGGAAGUUUCUGUCCGACUUCUUAGACUUGGAGGACCUCGAGGACUCUGACGGGUCAGACGCCGGCGGCGACACUUUCCAGAUGCUGGACAAGCUGGAGCAGAUGCUCCGACGCGGCCUGAAUCCCACCUGUGCCACACUUACCAGCGCGAUCAGUGCUUGUGGAAAGGGCCACGAGUGGGAAUCGGCAAUCAGCCUUCUGGCACAAAUGCCUACACUGCGCCUUCAGCCCAACGUUUACAGCUUCUCGGCUGCGAUCUCCAGCUGCGAGAAGGGUGGGCAGUGGCAAAGGGCCGUGGCACUCCUUGCAGAGAUGCCUGAGAGAAAGAUCGAAGCCAAUGUCUACAGCUUCAGUUCCACGCUCAGUGCUCUGGCUCAGUCCACGGAGCGACAGAGGGCCCUGAAUUUGCUGGAGGAGAUGCCAGCACGAGGCAUCGAGCCCGUCAUCGUUAGCAUCAAUGCCGCACUGGAUGCAUGCGGCAAAGAUGGCUGCUGGCAAGAAGCCAUGGCUUUGCUCCAGGGUGCGGAGCGAGACAGUCUUCAGCCUGCUGUGGUGAGUUACAGCGCAGCAAUCAAUGCAUGCGGAAAAAGCUCAGAGUGGGUCCUGGCAUUGGGUUUGUUUUCUGACAUGCAGACACUUGCCAUCACACCCAACACAAUCAGCUACAGUGCCGCCAUCAGCGCUUGUGAGAAGGAGUGGCAGCGUGCAUUGGCUCUCUGGGAGACACUCAAAUACUCUCCGCAUGCUGAGGUCGACAUCGUGGGCUACAGCGCCGUGAUUUCUGCAUGCGCAAAGGGCUCGGAAUGGUCAUUGGCGCUGCAGUUCCUCGAUGAGAUGCGACGGGGACAUCUUUACCCGAAUGUAAUAUGUUACAAUGCAGCAGCAAGCGCCUGUGGCAAUGCACAGAUGUGGGCGCAGGCUUUGCAAGUCCUCGCUGCCAUGACGUGGUUUCGCGUACUUCCCAGCAUUCGGAGCUACAACACCGUGAUCAGUGCCUGUGAUGCCGACAGGUGGGAGCUUGCUACAGGCCUCUUUGCCCAAAUGCAAGACGAGAUCUUACAGCCGGACGUGGUAACCUACAACAGCAUCAUCGGCGUGUUUGAGAGGGCUGAUCACCAGUGGACACACGCAGCUGCGCUGCUAGAGGAGAUGGCAGCCAGAGACGUUGAGCCGAGCACCGCGACGUUCAACACUGCCAUGAAUGCCCACUUCAGAGACGGGAACAACGUGGAAAGCGUCUUUGCAUUACUUCGGUCGAUGCGGGCCCGAAAGCUGCGCCCAGAUGUCAUCAGCUUCAACACGGCCAUCGGUGUGUGCGAGGCUGGCGGUCACUGGCAGCAAGCCUUUCAGCUCCUGGAAGACAUGAGGCACCUGGACGUCGCAGCCGAUUUGGUAAGUUACAACUGCCUUUUCAAUGUCUGUUACGCGAGUGGCCAGUGGGAACGUGUGUUGGAAGUGGUGCAGGACAUGGUUGCGCAUGGAAUUGACGGCUUCACGGAAUGCCGCUACGACCAUCUCACCCAGGCGGGCAGCUCCUUGGAUUGCUUCAAGCACGCCGUCCUGAUCUCAUUGUUGACGAGCUUUACGAAGGAGCCUGGACGCUUCACUUACAUCGACACCCAUGCGGGUCGAGGAGUUUACGACUUGACCAUGGACGGAGCACUGCAAGACAGCACGUUCGAGCACGGAAUCAAACUCCUGGACCGUGCGCCGAACAUGUGCUUCACGUUGACCCAGUACCUCGCACAGUUGCGAAGCUACAACGGGGUCGAAGGAGGAGGACACCUGCGCCACUACUUGGGCUCUCCCGCCCUGGCCACCCGCUGGCUGAGACCCGGGGAUCAGGCCGUGUGCUUUGAGCUUGCCAGCACCAUGUACGAGGACCUAGCACUGUUCUUCAAAUCGGGCAUCGGCAGCGGCAGCGUGAAGCUCAUUGCAGAAAAUUCGUAUUGGUGGCUUCUUCACCACAUGGAAGAGGACCUGCAGGGCAACGGGUUGAUCCUCAUGGAUCCCCCAUACGAGCCAUACAACGAGUACACCGCUUGGAAUCUGUUCCUCCUGAGGCACUUGCACGAAUUCUCGCGCUUCUGCGUUGCUGUGUGGUAUCCAUGCUUUACCUCCGACCAGAUGCAGAGUCUUUACACGCAGCUUUUCCAGCUGGAUGUUGGGGACUUGUUGGUGGUCGAAUUCCAGCUUCUCAAGCCCAGUGCGGCAUCAUUGACGAAGUCAGUGGUGGUGAUCCUCCGCCCGCCCGAGGGAAUGGACGCCACUCUGAAGCCCCUGCUGGCAGAACUGGGACGCCUGCUCCAAGGGCCUGGCACGAGUGCAAGCAGCUCAGUCUUUUGGCUCUCGGAAUGGCGCGAGGAAUCCAAGUGA